AACUCAAAGUAAACAUGACAAAUUGACUAUAGAAAUAUAUUUUAUGCUAAAAAUAAAUUAAAUAACAAAUUCUACAAGCUGCAGGGACAGUGGUACAAGUCACCAGCCUCGCAAGAGAAUUGCUAACAACGUGGUGCUCUGGGAGAAUGGGGAUCGAAGCAAUUAGGGCAUACAGAGCGGUGCUCAGAGCAACACGUCAGACUUUUGCCGGCGACACCAUUAUGCUCCGGGAAUCCGCCGCCGAAGCCCGGAAGAAAUUCGAGGAGAACCGUCACGUGACCUCCCCUGCCGAUCUCAGCCGCCAUCUCGAGGAGGCGAAUGAAGCCACCCGCUUCAUCUCAACCAUGAUCGUUCAGGCCAAGCUCAACGAUCGCGGAGGUUACGAAGUGAAGCCUGGAAAAGAGCAUGUUGGGGCAACACUGGAAAUUCCUUCGGAAGAGAUUCUCAAGACAUCCGCAUAAAAGAAGCGAACGGGGAAACCAUUAUCAUGGAUUAGUACAAUGAUGGAUCAUUUGGUGAGAAUGUCCGAUUGUUCUUCAUUUUAUGCUUUCUUCUGAAGUCUAUCAAAGAAAAAAAAAGAAUAUUGUUUUCUUUUUCGCUUACAUCGACAGACACCCUCGUGUAACACACUUACUAAUCUUUGCUAUAUUAGUCAUUGAAUAACAAGCCGAGUAGAACAGUGAGUUUAUGGCUUUGAGUGAUGUGUUUUGUGCUGUCUCCAUUAACUACAUACAGCAGUUUACAAUGCAUCGUACUUUACCUAGUUCCAUACAUGAAAAGAAGUCGAGAACUUCAAGAUGGUUAGAAUACUUCGUGUAUGAAAACGAUCACGUUUUUCAGAUUUUAUCAUUCGACUUGUGUUAUUGCAUUU
Erythranthe guttata (spotted monkey flower) is the source of this 871-nucleotide messenger RNA. Its product is annotated as mitochondrial zinc maintenance protein 1, mitochondrial-like. Gene Ontology annotation, molecular function: protein folding chaperone. NCBI's taxonomy places the organism in Eukaryota, Viridiplantae, Streptophyta, Magnoliopsida, Lamiales, Phrymaceae. The record is from RefSeq and is a predicted model, not a curated record. Gene Ontology annotation, cellular component: mitochondrial matrix. Gene Ontology annotation, biological process: mitochondrial respiratory chain complex III assembly.